AUGCGACUUUGUUGUGGAAAAGUAUCUGAUUCUGAAGCCGCUGAAGUUACUACUUUCGACAAAUGGUUGUUACAAAUUGGGGAUGGAUCCUUUUAUAGUGAUGUUGACAAUGACCUUAUUAAAGUGCCUACUGAUAUAUGUAUAAUGCCAUCCAAUGAUCCAAUUGGAUCAAUCGUCGACGCAGUUUACCCGUCCCUCUUGCAAAAGUACAAUGACCCAACAUAUUUGCAAGAAAGAGAAAUACUUACUCCUAAAAAUGAAAUGGUCCAUGAAUUGAAUGAUACAAUUAUGAAAAUGAUUCAAGGUGAAGGAAGAACAUAUUUUAGCUCUGACAAUGUGUGUAAAUCAAGUGUGAACACUAAUGAUGAAGAUCUAUUGUACCCAACGGAAUUUUUAAAUAGCUUAAGAUUUCCUGGAAUUCCUAAUCAUGAAGUACAAUUAAAAGUAGGAACUCCAGUUAUGCUUCUGAGGAAUCUAAAUCAAAGUGAAGGACUAUGCAACGGAACAAGAUUGAUUGUCACACAUCUUGGUAACUGGUCUAUUAGUGCAAAUAUCAUCUCCGGAAAAAACAUUGGCUCGAAAGUAACAAUACCAAGAAUUAUUAUGUCUCCUAAUGAUUCAAAGUGGCCAUUCAAGUUAAACAUACGUCAACUUCCUGUAACACCAUGUUUCGCUAUGACAAUUAAUAAAAGUCAAGGACAGUCUCUCAACCGUGUUGGAUUAUAUCUUCCUAAACAAGUCUCUCGUCUUAAUGGCACUUCAAUAAUAGGAGCUGAAUUGAUCAAUUUCUGA
Messenger RNA from Solanum lycopersicum (tomato), 792 nucleotides. RefSeq lists its product as uncharacterized. The record is from RefSeq and is a predicted model, not a curated record. Gene Ontology annotation, biological process: DNA replication. Lineage: Eukaryota; Viridiplantae; Streptophyta; Magnoliopsida; Solanales; Solanaceae. Gene Ontology annotation, cellular component: replication fork.